Molecule: messenger RNA, 2269 nt
Organism: Cotesia congregata
Lineage: Eukaryota; Metazoa; Arthropoda; Insecta; Hymenoptera; Braconidae
Source: the annotation of a GenBank genome assembly
GGCUGAAGUGGAAGAAGCGCUGGAUAUCAUUGAAGCAGCGUCAUCGAAUUCACUCGGCGAGGAUUGUGCGUCGACGGCAGGAUAUAAAUCUCUACCAACUGGAGCAGCUUUGGAUCCAAGACGAUUCGAUGCAGCGAGACAGAAAAUAGAUAUGGCUGCUAUGAUGAUGCAGAAUCUCGGAUCAAAUAAUCAUCCACCAGGACUGUUGGACGCAGUAGCACGAUCACUUUUGUCAUCGGUCAACAAUGCAAUAGCAACGAGAGUUGUCGUUCUGAAUGCAUCGACGGAUAUUGUUAUCGCGGAAACCUGGUUAAAACGUACGCCGAGUAGUAUGGGUGAACCAAUAAAACUUGAAAGCGACACCCUGCGCGCGGGAUAUCGACCGCAUCCAGGACUCCCUUGGUUCGAGAAACCCGGAGGCUCUACUUCGCAAUUGAGGUCUCCGAAGUUCGUGUUAUCAGCGCCGAUAGAGUCAUACAUGGGCUGGUGGACGGUGCCAUAUCUGUCCUGCAAAACCCACCAGUGGAUAAUAUCAUACAGCGUGUAUGUUCGGCAAUCGGAUGCACGAACCGGCACUCGUGACUUUUUAAGUGUCGAUAUCGACAUCAGUGGCCUGGAAGUCAACCAAUGCGACCAAGAAACGUCUUCUUCUGCUGAUUCAGCUCCAACUUUUACAUCUUCUUCUUCUUCUUCGAGUUCUACUUCAGAUGGCAUCCGUCAACAUUUGGAUACUUUUGGGGCCGCAUCUCCUCGAGAUAAUCAGAUGGAAUCCUUCAGCGGCUCACACAAGUGUCACAACGAUACUACGCAAUGCGAGUACAGAGGACCCUUCAGCAGCAGCAGCAGCAGCAGCAGCAGCAGCAGAAGUGCCGAGAUCAGCGUAUCACCCAUAGCGCCCGGAUGGGUAAAAGGUGCCUACGUAUGCAGAUGUCGUGACGGAUUUUACAGCCUAGAUCUUUCUAGUGCCGCUGAAAGAGAGCUCGCAACUUUUGACGGUGUACUUGUAGAAGCUGCGUGGAGAGAAAUGCAGCUGAAUAAAAGUGAUUUGUAUGAUAAAAUGUUUAGAUGCACUAGAUGUGCUGUCGGUUGUAUAACUUGUACAGGUCCAGAACCUUGCUUAGCAACUUAUCAUUGGCCAUUUAGAAUAACUUUGCUGACGUUUUCGAUAUUUUGUUCGUGUGGCGCCGUCCUUUUAAUAUUUUAUGUCUACAAACAUCGGAAGCUCAAAGUAUUCAAGGUUGCAUCGCCAAUUUUUCUAUCCAUCACUCUACUCGGGUGUGCAAUUAUGUACCUAGAAAUGGCUGCAAUAUUUCCCGUACUUGACGUCUACUCUUGCAUCGCAACCAAGUGGACAAGACAUCUUGGGUUCUGCAUAUCUUAUACAGCUCUGCUAAUGAAAACCUGGAGAGUAUCAUUGACGUAUCGCGUCAAGAGCGCUCACAAAGUUAAGCUCACCGACAAGCAGCUACUACAGUGGAUGAUUCCCAUUCUGCUUGUUAUGAUUAUUUAUUUGAGCACUUGGACACUCAGUGCUCCGCCUGACGCUCAUGUUAUUGCUGACAGCCAAGGUCUAAAGUUUUAUCAAUGCAAUUAUAAUUGGUGGGAUCACAGUCUUGCAAUAGGGGAGAUAUUAUUUCUCGCGUGGGGGAUAAGAGUGUGCUACAACGUGCGUAAUGCCGAGAGCUUAUUCAAUGAAGCUAGAUUAAUUAGUUACGCAAUUUAUAAUAUUGCCGGUGUAAAUACAACAAUGAUAGCAAUUCAUCUUUUUAUAUUCCCACACGCUGGACCAGACAUUAAGUACACUCUGGGUUUUUUACGUACCCAACUAUCAACAACAGUAACUGUUGGCCUUGUAUUUGGCCCGAAGGUAUUGCGAGUUUUACGAGGUCAUGGUGACCAGUGGGACAGCCGUGCUCGUGCUCGUGGAAUAACGGCGAGCUUUUCUUUGAAUGGAAUACGUGGCCUUGUCGCUGAAGAAACAACUGAUUUGUUUCAAGAAAACGAGGAAUUAAAAGAAGAAAUUCAGAAACUUGCAGCGCAAAUAGAGUUUAUGAAAAUAGUUCAUAUGGAAAUGCAUAAUCGGCAUAUAAAACCUAAAAUGGGUGGAAGUCUUCACCGCGCUCGCAGAAUGGAACUUUUGCGCGAAAGAAAAGCAGCCCGCGAGAGAGAACGCGAAAAUCAAGAAACUAAUCGACAGCAGCAGAGUACUGUGGAUAAAAGUGAAGGUGUAACUAGUACGAGUGGUGCUAGCAGCGGUGAGCACGUCUGA